Messenger RNA from Rhododendron vialii, 1357 nucleotides. Its product is annotated as protein PTST, chloroplastic. The transcript is spliced from 10 exons. Bases 1 to 1164 code for a protein of 387 amino acids. NCBI's taxonomy places the organism in Eukaryota, Viridiplantae, Streptophyta, Magnoliopsida, Ericales, Ericaceae. The record is from RefSeq and is a predicted model, not a curated record.
AUGUGCGUUUGUCACGUGCUACAGUAUUUUCCAUCUCGAGUCCAUCCCUUUUAUUGGAUUUUGUUCUCGGCGGGGGAAAUCCAGCCUCUCCGGCAUUCCCACGUGGCCGAGCAAGAUCGGAACACGUGGCGGCGUGCUGAUAGCGCUUCUUCUCUGCCACAGAUUGACGCACCCAGAGGCAUGUUAGUCUAUGCGAAGUGCGGUAGCAGUUGGAGACCUUCCUUUGCUUCAGCUUCACUGCUGUUCUUUGCCAUGGAAUGUCAUAUUAUGGAGACGUUGAGUUAUUGUCCUGACAACCACUUAUUGUUAUUUCCAUGGCAAUCGAGAAAGUUAAUAUUGGAACGUAUUCGUCACUUUCAAUGUGAUGCGGCUGCAUGGAGAUUGAGAAUGGAAUCCAAAAUGUUAAUUUAUCCAAAAUUAGCUUCCACUGGGAGAAAUUUUAAGCACAGCAUAUCCUGGAGAACAUUUGCCAUGCCUCUGAGUCUGGAAAAGGAAUCUUCAUCACCAGAACCAGAAAACUACUCCUGCAAUGAUGAUGAUGCUCCUAAGACUUCUUCUGAAGAGCUUCUUGAAAAUCCAUUGAGCAGUGACGAGUUGAAGGCUUUGCUUGCUGAUUCUGAAAGAGCAAAACUUAUCAUGAAACUGAGUGAAGCUAAUCAACAGAAUCGAUUCCUCAAGCGACAGUUGAAUAUAAAGGAGGGUGCACUGGCUAAUUUCAAAACUGAACUUGCUGUCUCGGAACUGGAGAUUCAGGCUUUGGUUGCACUGGCUGAAGAAAUAACUAAAUAUGGCAUUCCAGCAGGUUCAAGAAAGAUCAAUGGGAAGUACAUUCAGUCCCACCUUCUUUCUCGGUUAAAAGCUGUUGAUGAUAAAUUGAAGGAACACACAAAGGGUGUGGAGGCUGCACAGUCCAAGCAGGUGCACUUAUUCUGGUGUGGCAUGGCUGAGAGUGUGCAAGUAAUGGGCACCUUUGAUGGCUGGAGUCAAGGAGAGCACCUGUCACCAGAGUAUGAUGGUUCUUACACGAAGUUUUCUACAAUGGUAAUGCUCAGACCUGGAAGAUAUGAAAUCAAGUUCUUGGUGGAUGGAGAGUGGCACCUCUCGCCAGAAUUCCCUACCGUGGGUGACGGACCAAUGAAAAACAACUUGUUGAUUGUGGAAUAGCUCCAGGUUUGCACUGAUUUUGUAUGAAGUUCAGGGAAAAUGAUAUUGCUGCCUCGGUAAUUUUUUUCCCUCCUGAUGUAUAUUUUCUCCAAGUAAAUUUAAUGUUGAAGCUGAUGUAUAAAAGAUAACACACAGUUGAAGGUUUUCUGAAUGGAAUUUUCCGAAAUAAUUAUCGAGUUAAAAGUGGAAGCAA